This is a messenger RNA of Thyridium curvatum, 1773 nucleotides long. RefSeq lists its product as uncharacterized. The transcript is spliced from 2 exons. Lineage: Eukaryota; Fungi; Ascomycota; Sordariomycetes; Thyridiales; Thyridiaceae. The record is from RefSeq and is a predicted model, not a curated record. The coding region runs from base 1 to 1773 and encodes 590 amino acids.
AUGUCUCAGCGACUGUGUCCUCCAUGCACCAAGGCAAUUCUCAAGAUUGACGCGGUGUCGCGGGACGAGCCGGGAAGCACAGUCUACGAGCUCACAGAAGAGCGCAAAGCCACACCUAUUUCAAAGGCCGCCGCGAAGUGUGCCUUGUGCAAUCUCGUUCACACAUAUCUCACACAAUAUGCCGACAGUGCACUGCCAGACGAUGACGAAAGAAGCAGCUAUUAUGAAAAAUGGGAGACAAAACCAACGGCCAAAAUAGAAUAUAUCAUGUUUGGCCGCACGCUGGAUACGACGGCUGGGGAAGAGCUUUACCCUGACGACAGUCUUUUCUUAUCCAUGACCCGAGACCUUCGCUCCUUUACAUUCAAUGUGUGGGUUGAAGAAGAAUUUGCCAACAGUACCAAUUACCACCCAGAGUGUACACAAUCAAUCAGUGGGGAGGUGUUAGUCGAAGGCGAGACACUGUUGCCGGCCCGAGUCUUAGAGGUCAAUGUUGAGGGCAACUCCGACAUCGUCAGGCUCAGGGAGACAGACAACGAAAAGGCUCGCUAUUGCACACUGAGCCACUGCUGGGGCACCGAGGACAGACGCCCAUAUACGGUCACGACCGGCAAUCUUGAGAAAGCCCUGUCCGGUCUGCGCCUGACGGAGUUGCCCAGGACUUUCCGCGAAGCAAUAGCUAUGACCCGAGCUUUGGGCGUAGAUUACUUGUGGAUCGAUAGUCUGUGUAUAAUCCAGGACAGCGAGAGUGACUGGCUUGCGCAAUCUCAGCAAAUGGGGCGGAUCUAUCAGGGAGCCUUUGUGGUAUUAGCUGCUGCCGACUCCGAGAACGCGACAGAAGGCCUUCUUGUCACUGAGAGGCACCCUGAGCUGACUGUACGGAUCCCCGGCUCAGCGCUGGGGCAGAAGAAUUCCGGGACAACCAUCAAUCUCAACCUUAUGACUCUGCACGAAUCGGACCCAGACCAAAGCAGAUUAAGGUCACGAGCAUGGGCGUUCCAAGAAUGGCUCCUUGCCCGUCGGCUGCUCUUAUUCAUGCGCGGUGGAAUAACUUGGAAAUGCAAGAAAAGAGGUCAUUCAGACGCACCCCUGGACCAAAUCCUCCCAUGGAGAUAUACCCUUCUUCCAGAAACGGAACAAGGUGCUGGCAAGGCUGAGCUGGAGCGAUGGUUCAGCUUAAUUUCUUACUAUUCAUCCACUAACCUCACAGUCAAGACCGAUCGGCUCAUAGCAUUGCAAGGGGUGGUCAACGAAAUCAACCUCCGACGCCAACAAAAAUAUUUCGCGGGUGUAUGGGAAAAGGACCUAGCAGUCCAGCUGGCAUGGCAUUGCGUGUCGGACAACUCAAAGGAGGAUUUGCCGCACCUGCCAAGCUGGUCUUGGGCGGCAAUGGGCGGACGGAAAGAUUACGCCUUCACGGCCGGCUUUCGUUACUACCCAGGCAUGUCGACCGAGGCUGAAAGUUCCGUCGCUUUCGACAGUUUGGGCAAGAUAUUGAUUGCCAGCGGGGAUCUCCGACGCGUCCUGUGCCGGCAAGUCUAUCUCUCGAAUAACCCAACAAGCACUCUGCCGACAAAGGCGAGUGCUGUACGCAGACGCUUCUUCUUUACUGCUAUGAGGAGAUCGAGGAUGAGGGGAUAUAGGAUCGCGAUCUACGAACUAGCCCUCGAUGCUGAAUCAGAGGGCAUCGGAGCUGUCAUAUUUGAUUCGCAACCAGUCCUCGACGUAUACAUGCUCCCCCUAGUCUCCUUUGAGGGGGAUAGAUGGAGGUAA